Molecule: messenger RNA, 1365 nt
Organism: Trichomonas vaginalis G3
Lineage: Eukaryota; Parabasalia; Trichomonadida; Trichomonadidae
Product: surface antigen BspA-like family
Exons: 1
Coding region: 1-1365 (454 amino acids)
Source: RefSeq, a predicted model, not a curated record
AUGGGUCUUAAAAAAAUUAUCAUUCCAAAUUCUGUUAAAUCAAUAUUAAAUGAAGCAUUUGAAAAUUGCAUCAAUCUAAAUGAAAUUCAACUUUCGAAUAAUUUAAAUUUCAUCGGAGAUUAUUGUUUUACGGCAACUGCUUUAACUUCAGUAGAAAUUCCAAAAUCGUUGAAGACUAUUUCCCAUGGUGCUUUUUUGGGUACCCAAUUAACAAAAAUAACAUUUAACGAUGUUGAAAUUAUAAUGGAUUGGGCUUUUGCAAGUUGCCAAAGUUUAGAGUCUGUGGAAAUACCAAACACCAUUAGAAUAAUUGGUUAUGGUGCAUUUAAAAAUGGAGUAAGAUUAAAAUCAGUUAUAAUACAAUCGCAAAACCUACAAUUGGGAGAAGAUAUUUUUAAUAAUUGCAUUGGUUUAUCAAAAGUAGAUUUGUUUAAUGUAAAUAUAACCGAACUUAGUGAAAAAAUGUUUGCUAAUUGCAAUAUUUUAACAAUUGUAUUACUUCCACAAAAUCUUACAAAAAUUCCAUUCGGAUGUUUUGCAAAUUGCUCUUUACUUAAAAGUAUUGAUUUUCCAAAAUCACUUGAAAUAAUUGGAGAAUAUUCAUUCUUUAAUUCCGGAUUAACAAACAUUGUUCUCACAGAAAAUAUUACUGAGAUUUUAUCUCAUGCAUUUUCAGGUUGUAAAAAUUUAACAACAAUUGAAGUAAAAAUCAAUAAACAGACUAUAAUUAAUGAAACAGCAUUUUCUGAUUGUGAUUUUAUUGAAUCUAUAUCAAUUAAUUCGAGCUUUGUCAAAUUAUUUGAUGAUAAUAAUUUGAAACUAAAGGUUCAAAGUAUCUACUUUAAUUCAGAGUCAUUUGUAGAUUAUCCUAAGAUAAAUGAUUUCCAAAAUUUAUCAUUUGUCAAAUUUGAUAAAUGCAAUUCUGAUGCAAGUAUACCUGCCGAAUUCAUUACCAAUACAAACAAAUCAGUCACGAUAGAAAUUCAAGAUAAUUUGACAAAAAUCAAUGAAAACUCUUUUUCGAAGAUAAGUAUAAAUGAAUUCUUUUAUUGCGGUCAACAAAUAAUACCAGGGAAUUUUCUCGCCAAUUCCAUAAAUGUAAGUAAUGUUGAAACAUCAAACUAUUAUCCAUUAAAUAAAAUUGGCGGAUUGAAAAUCAAUUAUAAACAUAGUAAUAGAUGUCCAUAUCAUAAACCAGAAAGCAAACUCAAAACAUGGCAUAUUACCCUUAUUUCAGUUGGAGGCUCCUUAAUUUUAAUCGGAGUUAUCUGCGGUUUAGUCUAUUUCUACAUAGUUAGAAAGGCUCAGAAAAAGCUUGAAGCCAAAAGUGAAUUAGAAAAAGCUGUUUUAGAUGAUUUUGGAUGA